ACCCGAGCCGACUCUGGACGCAAACGCCGGCUUCGCAACCUCAACUGGGAGCGGAUCCCCAAAGAGCGUGUGGAGGGCCGUAAGAGCGUCUGGACCGGCUCUCUGGAUGAGGACUGCGAGCUCUCCAUUGACCUGAACUCUCUGGAUGAGCUCUUUGGGCAAAAAGAGGCUGACAAGCCCGACCGGGUCAGCGGCUUCCGGCGUAGUUUACGGCAGUGCGGGUCUCCACAAGAGACGAGUGUGGACAAAGUUACGCUGCUUGAUUCAAAACGCAGCAUGAAUGUUGGGAUAUUUCUGCGGCAGUUGAAAAUUGCUGCUAGGGAGAUUGUGGAGGAUGUGAGACGAGGGGUCGGAGAGCGUUACGGAGCCGAGAAACUGGCAGAACUCUGCAAGCUGCUGCCUGAUAAUGAAGAGGAGGCCAGAUUGAAAAAGUUCAGCGGUGACCGUAGUUUACUGGCAGAGCCGGAUCUCUUCAUUCUCUCGCUGGUGGAGUUACCCAGCUUUCGCAUGCGUCUGGACGUCAUGAUCCUCCAGCAGGAGUUUGACCCUGCGGUGACCUCUCUCUGUGUGGCGGCCAGAUGUCUGCGGGAGGCGGCUCGAGAGCUGCUGAGCUGCCCGGAGCUGCACUACAUCCUACGACUGGUGCUCAAGGCGGGAAACUACAUGAACGCCGGAGGUUAUGCUGGGAAUGCUGCAGGAUUCAGGAUUUCCUCUUUACUCAAAUUGGCCGACACCAAAGCCAACAAACCAGGCAUGAACCUCCUCCAUUUUGUCGGCAUGGAGGCUGUGAAGAAGGAUAAAGACUUGCUGAUGUUUCCCAGCCGCUUGAGUCACGUCGGUCCAGCUUCAAGGCUGUCAGAAGAGUCUGUGGUGGAGGAUCUUUCUCGACUACGAAGCAGAGUCGCUGAACUCCGAGUCAGAGCUCAGGCUGAUGCUGAAAUCGAGCAGCAGACCAGAGCAUUUCUAGAGGUUGUGGGAGUGAGGCUGCAGGAAGCUCGGGAUGAGCUGGAAAGCUUACAGAGGACCAGUAAGGCACUUGUGGAUUUCUUCUGUGAAGAUGACAAGUCCUUUAAACUGGAGGAGGCCUGUUAUAUCUUCCAUUGCUUCUGCCAUCGUUUCCAAAGAGCCGUGCUGGAGAACACAGAGAGGGAAUUACAAGAGCAGCGGCGUUUGGCACGUGAGCGUGAGAAUGUGGAAAGGCGUCGAUCUCUGGCUCUGUGCACCGGACUGGAAGUGGAGUGGGAGUCUUCUGAGCUGGAGCACGCGCUGCAGAGGAGCUUGAGUUACACGGGGAGCCGCCGCAGCCUGCGCAGGCUCUCGCAGUACUUCCUCCGCUCCGGCGAGAGAAAUAUGAAAUCUAAUAACCAACAGCACUGCGAAUCAGAGGGUGGAAACCGUCAUGUUCUCAAUCUCUGCAGAGAAUCAGAGCUUAGGCAUUCACUACAGAAGAGUGAUGCAGACUCCGAGGCAACUAAACAAGGGAUAAAUAAGUUCAAACAAGUUCUGCGUUUAAGCACAGAUUCGACGUGUGACCUGCAACGAGAUGCAAUGGCUUCCUCAAACGCUGUGAAAAGCCAUUCUAGGUUGAAUACAAGGACAGUCCCCAGCGAUAACACUUUUGUUGCUUUGGGAAAAACAAGUAUCACGUCACAUCAGCAGGGGGCAGUGAAUGUCUUGCCGCUCACAGGACUAUCCCCUAACAAAGUUUUGAAAGUUGAGAAACUGGUUCAAGACGCCUCUGAAAGGCUGACGCAGAUAGAGACCGAUACCUCGGCGGAUGCUAAGAAUAAAGAGUGUGUAAAUGGCAAAGAGGGAGUAACACCACAGACAGAAGCCAAAACAGCCACUAGUCUGUUAGGAGAGACGUGGCCAAGUGCAUCUUCUCCUCCUCUAUCCCAGGAGCCCUGUAGCCCAGAAAGAGAGCACGUUUACCCGGGGAUUGGAGAGACGCUGGAGUGCCACACCCUAGUGAGUGCCCUACGCUCCUACGAGAGCCUUUCUCCAACCGUGACGCGGCCGACCACCAAUCACUGCUCCAAAUGGAAGAAAGAGCGGGAAGCCGAGGAGCGAGAUGGUGCAAACUCACUGCAUGCCAAGGAUGAUUCCCGUCUGGUAAAGACACCUACUCGAGGACCAACCAAAAGACUGCUGGUACAACGGGGAGGGCCCUCCAACAGCAGCGGGAUCCCAAGCGUGCGCACAAAGGCAGAACUAACUCCUGCCGACGGCUUGUCAGCUAGUGAGGUGUCGCGUCCUUCCCCUACACACCCCAAGUCCAUUCACACACCGCUAGCGACGCGCUUCGCUGGCGUUCAAAAUGAACUGAAACGCAGCGGUAGUGCACCCCAGAAGCUAAAUGCACCAUGUGAUACGGGGAAACAAAAAGGUAACGCUACUGAGAAGUUGAACCAGCAUAAGGACAAGCAUCGUGAGCAGUUUGUAAGGGGCUCGCCACUUCGUGUGUCCAAACGGCUUGCGCCCAACUCUGAAUACCAGACUCUCCACACCAUACACUCUCCCACCGCUGCUACAACUGCAAAGACAAUCCGAACAGCCAUCAUAAGUGCAGCCAAAGCCAAGACAACCAAGACCCCAGGCACCAGAAUCCCAGGGCCUAAAAUUCCCAAACCGGCUGCCCAACCCAUGUGGAGAUAAUAUCUGGUACUCGGAGUAGCAGCUUGAUGAUGUUAUCUCUGCGUUUAUUAUGACAUGUCGUAAACUAAUUUAAUACACGAGAAGGACUUUAGUUGCUGGAUGUCAAGGUUUUUUGUGUCAACGGUCAACUCAACCUGCAGAAUGCCAGUAAAUAAAGGAGCCAUUCAUUGGGUCUGCCCAGAAUUGACCGUGUGCAGGGAACUGUAAUGGAUCCGAGCCGAAUGACUGCUACUUUCAGAGCUCUUCGCUGAUUCAGGUCACCGCGAGUUUCCCAUUUCAGGACUUUGAUGGAAACUGUCAGGAGAGUCUCGUCCAG
This is a messenger RNA of Sinocyclocheilus rhinocerous, 2971 nucleotides long. RefSeq lists its product as uncharacterized. The annotation marks the transcript as partial. Lineage: Eukaryota; Metazoa; Chordata; Actinopteri; Cypriniformes; Cyprinidae. The transcript is spliced from 11 exons. The record is from RefSeq and is a predicted model, not a curated record.